Panicum virgatum (switchgrass) is the source of this 687-nucleotide messenger RNA. RefSeq lists its product as uncharacterized. The record is from RefSeq and is a predicted model, not a curated record. NCBI's taxonomy places the organism in Eukaryota, Viridiplantae, Streptophyta, Magnoliopsida, Poales, Poaceae. Bases 65 to 418 code for a protein of 117 amino acids. The transcript is spliced from 2 exons.
GCCAGACCCCUCUCGAUCACGCCCAUCCCAGCCAAUCCACUCGAUCGCUGAGCCUGCACGCACGAUGGCGGCCCGCAACGCGCCGCUGCUGAGGGCCCUUCUGGUGGCCACGCUGGCCUCCUUCCUCCUGAUGCAGGGAGUGGCCGGCGUGUUCGAGCCCUGCUUCUGCUCCUGCUACAACGACUGCAAGCGCAACAACCCUCACCUCCCCAACGCCAAGGUGAAGUGCCACUGGUGGUGCUUCGAAGACAGCAGGUGCAGCUUCAGCUGCAAGAACCGCGGUCACAGCGGGCAGGCCUCCAGCGAUGACGACGUGGUUGUGGCCAUGGUGAAUGGCACUGGAGCUGGAGGGGGCGUUGCUGCCGGCGGUGGCAGUCUGGGCAUGGUGAAUGGCACUGGAGAGGGAGCCGCUCCUUGAGAGCUGGACGGGGCUGCAUGCAUGGAGAAUGGAGGCUGACUGCUGUCUGCUGAGAAGGACAGACAUAAUCUGGUGGCCGUAAAGGCCAGCUGAGAGUAUUACUAGCUAGUAGUAAGAAUAAAAAUGCAUGCUUGUGAUGAGAUCUGUUCUCCAUUCUGGAAGGGUCGUGUUGGAUGUGAUUAUAUAUCUGGACUUGAUCACUGAGAACAACUCUCUGUGUGUGCCUGUCGUUUUAUAUGCUUGAGCUUGAUGAACGUUUUAGAGAAAAA